AUGAAUUAUUCAACAUUUUCAUUCUCACAAUUGGGUAAAUAAAUCUUACAAGAAAAUAAAGAUAUAUAAGAUUAAUUAACCUUAGAAUUACUCAAUAAUUAUAGGUCUGGUUCAUUUUUUAAACAAGCUUCCGAAAAUCGUUUGGCUUAAUAGAUUGAGAAAUAGAACUAAAUUAUAAAUAUGCUUAUGGAAAAACAAGAACCAGCAAGAUUUAACAACCCUAUAGAGUUUAUUAAAAAAGGAUAAUAAUAAUACUAAGAGCAGACUAGGGAUAAAUAUUAGAAUUUUUCUUAAAUUCAAUUGAUGUAACCCCUGCCUCUUCCUCCUCCUCCAAUAUUUAUGCCAUCAAACUUUUCUUUUAUGCAACAAUAAUAAGCAGAGAGAUAAUAACAAGAAAAAUUAAGAAUGCUUUUAUUAAUGAAAAAGCUAAAGGAAGAAAAUUUCUCUCUUAAAAUGAAAUUAUCUGAAAGAGGAGAGCAGCCUGAAAAAUCAUUUGAAUCAUAUUCGAAUAGUUAAAGUCAGCAACAAUCAAGCAAAAAAAGCGAAAAAUAGUAUAAAUAAUAGAAAAGAAAUUUGGGGCCAACACAAGAAGAUUACCAAAAAGAGAUAAGAUAAUUAGAAUAAUUAUUAUCAAAAAGAGCUAUUGCUCAACUUAAAAUAAGGAGCAAAAGAUUGACACUUAUGCUUUCAUUUAUUCGAAAAACAAAAUAAUUGAUAGAAUUGAAGAGUUCAUAAUUUCAAGAUAAAUUUCCAGAAAAUAUUUUAUAAUUCCAAAAUGAAUGUUUUAAAUGGAUGAAGGAUUUCACUAAUAUAAUUGUUGAUAAAUUAAAACAGCAAAAUUCUAAUGUUUCAUUGUAUUUGGACACUAAAGUCAAUCCUAAGGAGGCUUAGAAGCGAAUGGAUUAAUUAAAAAUAUAUGUGAAAAAUUUUAUUGAUGCUUUAUUUGAUAAUUAAGCUAGCAUCCCAAAAUUUUGUAAGGAAUAUCUAUUAUACUUUACAUUUAAUUUUUUUUGUACACCUGCUAACUUCCUUUUGAAAUUUGAGAUAAACAGAUUAUCAUUUACUCCAUAAGGAGGAACAAUACUUAACUAAAGAUAAAGUUAAAUGAUGAUAAUUACAAUAAUUAUAAUUAGAAUGUAUUUACAAUUUUUAAAUGAUCUAUGGGAACCAAUUCCAGCAUCUUCAUCCUCAACUUCAAAAAAAGCCAACUAAUAAUAUCGCUUAAAUAUCUAAUCAAUAUGCUCUGUAAUAUACUAUUUAGCACUGGAAGUCACUCGAGAAAUGGCUGCCAUCCAACGUGAUAAUCUUAAAUUAGUAUCUAAUGAUUUUCAGCCAAAGGUAAAGUCAGGAGGAGUGAUUAGGAUGAAAAACUUCGAAGAAAGAGAAGUUGAUAAAACUAAAUAAGAAAGUUUGAAAGAUGGGGACGAACCUUUAGUUCAUCCUAUUUUUGAUAAAAGUGAACUUAAUCCAUUUUUUAAAGACAACUCAACUAUAUAAAGUCUAAAAUCUACAAUUGAGGGAUGGUCAGAAAAUAUUUAUUAUAAUUUACAAUAAUGCAUAAAGGAAAUAUCGGCAGAAAAAAAACAUUAAUUUGAAAAUGGAGAAAAGUUGCUGCUUAUUUAAAAAAUUCAAGAUAAUAAAUAAUAAACAGAGGGUGCAAGACAAUUAAGAUAAAUUUAAAAUAGCAUUUUAGAACAAAAAGAGAAAAUUGCAUAAAUGAAAAAAUGUAUAUUAUGUUACAAAUUUAUAGUACUGAAUGUUUCCACCAAUAAAAAAUUUGAACAUAGUGAGCAGGAAUGGAAAUCUAAAUCAAAAUAGUCAAAUUUAAGUAAUCAAUAUUGA
Paramecium tetraurelia is the source of this 1842-nucleotide messenger RNA. RefSeq lists its product as uncharacterized. The transcript has 3 exons. The record is from RefSeq and is a predicted model, not a curated record. Lineage: Eukaryota; Ciliophora; Oligohymenophorea; Peniculida; Parameciidae.